AUGGAAUCUCCUUCCCGCAGCAAUCGUCAAAUUAAUAAGAAAAGAGCAAUUGAUCAUAUUGAACAAGAAAUUGACUUGGUAUGCAAUGAUCUGGAACAAUUUAUUGCCGCUGUACACAACAAAAGUUGGAUCAAUUUUGUGAAAGCUGCUGUUAAGGAUGUAGGACAAGAAGGUGUUCUCAUCUCCCCUUUUCACUCGAUGUCUGCCGCUUCUCUGAAAUGGACUCUACUCCAUCUGAAUCAGAUCGUAUUCACAGAGACGAACAAAUGUAAAUUAGGUAUUCAUGCCGUACGUGUGCUUGACUUCAAUAAGCGAGAUGGUGGUUUGGUGUCUGUUUGUUGUCUAUGCAAAGGAUCAAGCAAGGAAGUAGAAGAAAUUUACGUAGAAGAUAUUAUUGCCGAUUAUAGUCUGAUCAAGACAAAUAUCCACGCAAUGUACGAAGAAUUCAAAGACUCGGUAAUUGACCAUAGAUGGAAUUUAUAUAACGUGAAAGACUGGGAGUUAUCUGCUCCAAACAUGGAAAAAGGAUGUUUUGAUCUCAUCGACAUAGGACAGGUUUUCGAGAUGCAAUUGGAAGAGGAUCCACACGUCGUUGUCCUUGCAACAGUUAUGCGUAAUCAUCAUGGACUCCUGUGCGUUCGGUUUGGAGGAAAGUACACUAGAAUGAUUCAUAUGCUCAACACAUGUUGUCAUCAUAAAGGAUGGACCGAAAAACAAAAAGACGAGAAACUAUUGAGGCCAAACGUUGACCUUAUUGCAGGACUGGAAGAAGACAUUUCUAAUUUGUUAGAGCCAGUGACUCAUCUGGUUUUUUUGAAUAAUGAUGUGAUGAAACAUCGACUCCAGCGUGGCGCUGUGUUAGUCUAUCUCAAUCAUGACAGAAAUCGUUUUUACUUUGCUCAUGUGGUCCCAACCGAAGAUGAAUGCCCUUUUUAUUUCCAUCUUUGCAUUGGCAAAGAGUUUGUCUUGCAUCCGAACACAAAUAAGCCAGCUUUCUUUCACAUUUACCAUGAACAACUUUUUGCAUGGAGCCUCAUAAGAAAGGAACCUGUCAGAUGUCAUCUUCCAGAUGAGUUUGAAAUUUAUCCAAACGAUACGAACAAGUACGAAGAUGAAAUUGAUAUUUAUAUCAACUACUUCACACGAUAUUACAAGGCUCUUGUCAGUGAGGGUGUCGGACCACAAGACGAGUAUCGUCAACACAUCAAUAGUUUGGAUGCCGGAAGGAUAAAGGCCAUUAAAAAACGAUUGAAAACGUUGAAAUUUGUAGAAAUUCUUCUUCCUACGCCAGAUGGAUAUAGCCAGUUGCAUGCAGCGGAAGUUGUCAGAGUUUCAAUGAAUUUGCUGACACUCAAAGUUCCUGGAAGAAAAGAGAUAAUUUACGCUCAUCCAUUCGAUAGUAACGUUUAUCAUUUUGGGGCUUGUGUCGAUGUAUCAAAAAACAAAUCAGACCGUGAUUUCGACUUAUCAUAUUGA
Caenorhabditis briggsae is the source of this 1476-nucleotide messenger RNA. RefSeq names its product Protein CBR-SOR-3 (gene Cbr-sor-3). Gene Ontology annotation, cellular component: nucleus. Lineage: Eukaryota; Metazoa; Nematoda; Chromadorea; Rhabditida; Rhabditidae. The record is from RefSeq and is a predicted model, not a curated record. The coding region runs from base 1 to 1476 and encodes 491 amino acids. Gene Ontology annotation, biological process: regulation of DNA-templated transcription. The transcript is spliced from 11 exons.